AUUUCCUGCUUACAGCAAGGAGGAAGGAUGCCAAGUCCGUAAAGAUCAAGAAGAACAAGGACAAUGUCAAGUUCAAGGUGCGUUGCAGCCGGUACCUGUACACCCUCGUCAUCACAGACAAGGAGAAGGCAGAGAAGCUGAAACAGUCACUGCCCCCAGGUCUGGCUGUGAAGGAGCUCAAGUAGAGGACUAUCUUCGUGUACAGUAAAUUGUAAUAAAAAGAGGAAAACCAUU
Messenger RNA from Salvelinus sp. IW2-2015, 234 nucleotides. RefSeq names its product large ribosomal subunit protein eL38. NCBI's taxonomy places the organism in Eukaryota, Metazoa, Chordata, Actinopteri, Salmoniformes, Salmonidae. Gene Ontology annotation, cellular component: cytosolic large ribosomal subunit; ribosome. Gene Ontology annotation, biological process: translation; protein-RNA complex assembly. Gene Ontology annotation, molecular function: structural constituent of ribosome. The record is from RefSeq and is a predicted model, not a curated record.